GCCCCCCGCGGCCCCCGCCGCCGCCAGCGCCGCCACACAGCCCCCUGCCCCCGCCUGGGCCUACGAACCCCGAGCCUCAGCCGCAGCCGCCAGUAACAGCUGCAGCAGCGGCAGCAGCCCCAGCCUCAAGGCCAGUUUAAGCUAUGAAGAAGGACAUCCCUCACACUCUGAAACAGAUCUUCUUCAGAGACAGACUUUUGCAGCCUCUCAUCAGCUUCCUGGAUAUGCUCCCACACCUCAACCUACUGGUCUUUCUGGAAUAUUUGAUACUAGUGUGAACAGCGCCAGCGCUAACACUAAAGAAUCUUCAGUGAUGAAUUUUCUCUCUGCUGUUGAAUCCCGAACUGCCCAGGCUGCUUCUUCAGGAACUAUUUUUUUACCACAAUUCAGGGCUCCAUCCUGGCAGACAGGCAUGCAUUCCUCAGCAGCAACUGAGCUGUUUGUUACUGGACCUUUGCCAAGCACUGGAACACUUCCACCAUCUGCCCUCCCUGCAUAUCAGCAUCCCACCACCUUCAGCAAUAGAAACUUUGCUACCACCUCACCUUUGGUGCUUCAGGACUCAACUUUUAACACUACAUCAAAUGGAAUUUUAAAUCCUCAUGACCCUUUGCUACAAAUCAAGACUUCCCAGGGAACUGUUCCAACUGCGUUAGCAUUCGAGCGUCUGGGCAGUUCUGCGUUAAGUAACAGCAUACCACCUCAGUCUUCAACAUAUCGCUCAGCUCAAGAAUCUGCUCCCCAUCUUUUACAACCUCAGUUUAGUUUGUUGCCUUCAGCACUUGGGGGAGCCCAGCAAACUCCUCAAGCCUACAGUUCAACUCUCUUUACUAGUUCUACUGCUUCCAUUGAAAGAGCUCUUCUUCGAGAAUGUAGUGUUAUUAAACACCAUCAGCGGCCUUCAGGUACCCAGUCUAUUCAGGCACAACUGACUGGUUCACAUCACUCCUUACAUAGUUAUCUAUCAAAUGCAAGUGUAGUUAAUUUUCAGGAAACAACCAGGCAGUCAUCUUUAUCCUGUAGCGCAAUUGGAGAUUCCACUCAGGUGAGCAAUGGAGGAUUGCAACAGAAGACCUCCCAGGUCUCAGUUGAGCUUGCUCAGUCUUAUUCAUCUGUAAUUCCAUCAUCAGGGUAUCUUCCUUCUAGUACAAAAGUAAAAAGCUGUUCUAUAGAACAACCACUAACAUCAACUAAGAACCCCAAACCUCAAAGUAUAAUUCCUCCUGUGCAAACACUAAGUUAUUCAACACCUUUACAUAACCAGAGUUCUGUAGUAUCGGGCCAAGCACAAAUUUAUUCUACAGCGCAGCUACCAAGCCUUUUAUCAGUUAGUCAGUCCCAAAAUUAUGGUUUAGUACAGCCACAUAAUGUGCCAUCUAUUGUUCAUUCACAGGUUUAUAGGUCCAGCAAGGUUGAGAAAUUGCCAUCCAUAUAUAAAACAUUGACUUUUUCUGGGUCAUCUCAGACUAUAACUUCUGAAAAUCAGACACUUAAUUAUUCAUCUAAUCAGCAAGAAGUAUUAUCUUCAGUCACAAAUGAGAAUUUUCCUGCUCAAACAAGAGAGCUGUCUUCAGUCAGUCAGUCUCAAAGUUACUCAUCAGGUCACUCUCAGGGUUUAUCACCAGUUAGCCAGACACAGGUUAGUUAUUCAUCUCAAUCACAAGUUUUGUCAGUUGUUAGUCCUUCAGAAAACUAUGCUUCUGGGCAGUCCCUGACAUUAACAGCCCCUUCUCUUUCUUAUUCUUCUGCCUCUCGGGCUCAGAAUUUGCCAGAUUCUAGCCCAACCCAAAAUUAUAUUUCUAUGCAUUCUUCCCAAAAUGUUCAGACUCAAGAGUCAUCAUCUCCCCAGUCCCAGAAGUUUUUGCCUACUGUCCAGUCACCUUUUGCAUCCUCUACUCAUUGUCAGACGUUGCAGAGUAACAUACCUUCCCCUGAUCCAAAGUCUUACGCUGACAGAAAACUUGAUUCAGAUGUGUAUACAUCUUCAAAGGAAGAAGAUGAUUUUCCAAUGCAAGAGUUACAAGUAUUGCAGCCACAAGCAUCUCUUGAGUCAUCAACCCAGAGGCUGUCUGAUGGGGAAAUUAAUGCUCAAGAAUCAACUUACAAGGUGUCAAAAGCAGAUGACAGAUAUUCUCAGAGUGUAAUCAGAAGUAAUUCCCAUCUUGAAGAUCAAGUUGUUGGGAUUGCUCUACAAGGGUCAAAAAAAGAAGAAAGCAUGGUUGGUUCAGUGACACAACUUAACCAACAAAUUGGCCAAGUCAAUAACGCAGCUACUGUUGAUCUUAAGAAAGCAACUAAUUUAAUACAAACGCCACAAGUAAGGUUGAAUGCUAAAGACCUAAACCAACAGCAUUCUCUUAUACAUAAGGUGCAUGAAACCAAGGUCCAGGAACAACAUGAUCAAAUUAUUAAUGCCUCAUCUCAAAUUCAAAUCCCAAAUCAUGCUUUAGGACACGGCCAUCAAGCAUCUCUUUCUAAUACACAGGUCCUUUUAGAUUCUGCCUGUGAUUUACAAAUUCUUCAGCAGUCAAUAUUGCAGGCAGGUUUAGGACAAGUAAAGGCAUCUUUACAAGCACAGCGUGUUCAAAGUCCUCAACAAAUAGCACAUCCUUUCCUUCAGAUGGAUGGUCAUAUUAUUCAGAGCAAUGGUGAUCAUUCUCAGCAGCAGCUCCAUCCUCAAACUCCUGAAAUUAUGAAAAUGGACCUCUCUGAGUCUUCAAAACAAUUACAACAACAUCUAACAACAAAGGGCCAUUUUAGUGAAACAAAUCAACAUGAUUCAAAAAAUCAGUUUGUUUCUCUUGGAUCAAUAUGUUUCCCAGAGGCAAUGCUUCUCAGUGAUGAAAGAAAUAUUUUGUCAAACGUAGAUGAUAUUUUAGCAGCUACAGCAGCAGCUUGUGGGGUUACGCCUUCUGAUUUUUCCAAGUCAACUUCAAAUGAAACUAUGCAGGCUGUUGAAGAUGGUGACUCUAAAUCUCAUUUUCAGCAGUCAUUAGAUGUCAGUCAUGUGACUUCCGAUUUUAACUCUAUAACAGCUACAGUUGGAAAGUCACAGAAUAUAAAUGAUAUUUCCUUAAAUGGAAAUCAGGUUACUGUAAACCUUUCACCAGUCCCCACCCUUCAGUCAGAAAUGACUCUUGAACAACAGCACAUUGAAACACCUGGUCAAAAUCUACCAACUAAAGUAACUUCAGCAGUGGUUGGACCAAGUCAUGAAGUCCAGGAGCAAAGUUCUGGCCCAUUCAAGAAACAGUCUGCUACCAAUCAUGAAUCUGAAGAAGACAGCGAAGUUCCUGUUGAUAGUACAUUAAAUAAUAACAGAAACCAAGAGUUUGUUUCUAGUAGUCAAAGUAUAAGUGGAGAGAGUGCUACAUCAGAGAAUGAAUUUACCUUAGGGGGUGAUGACAGUGGUGUGUCAAUGAACCCAGUUAGGAGCACACUUGCACUGCUGGCCAUGGCCCAACCUGGGGAUGCAAUCAGUGUCAAGAUUGAAGAAGAAAACCAAGAUUUAAUCCAUUUUAACCUUCAAAAGAAAACAGCUAAAGGUAAAGGGCAAGUUAAAGAGGAAGACAACAGUAAUCAGAAACAGCUAAAAAGACCUGUCCAAGGCAAACGCCAGAAUCCAAGGGGAACAGAUAUAUAUUUACCAUAUACUCCUCCUUCCUCAGAAAGCUGCCAUGAUGGUUAUCAGCAUCAAGAAAAAAUGAGGCAAAAGAUCAAAGAAGUGGAGGAAAAACAGCCAGAAGUCAAAACAGGAUUUAUUGCUUCUUUCUUAGAUUUUCUGAAAUCUGGGCCCAAGCAGCAGUUUUCCACUCUUGCUGUACGAAUGCCUAACAGGACUAGACGGCCAGGGACCCAGAUGGUUCGUACAUUUUGUCCCCCACCACUUCCAAAGACUUUAUCUACAACACCCACACUUUUAGUGUCUGAAAGUGGGGGUAACGGUCCAUCAGAAAAAGUUGAUAAUGAACUUAAAAAUUUGGAACAUUUAUCUUCAUUUUCUUCUGAUGAAGAUGAUCCUGGAGUGUGCAGUCAUGAUAUUUAUAAAAGCAUCUCUACUCCUUUAACUGCUUUGGAUGCUACUUCUGAUAAAAAGAAGAAAACAGUUUCAGAAGCCCUACAGAUGGCAACUACUAGCCCAACUGCCAAUACUACUGGUACUGCUACUACUUCUUCCACCACUGUGGGUGCAGUUAAUCAAGAAACUCUCCACUGUACAUCAUCUGCAGUAAAUAUCCCGGAAAAUGUAAACUCUACAGAACCCCCAAAGCCCAUUGAACUUGAUGGUCUUCCUUCAGACCAGUUUGCAAAAGGACAAGACACUGUUGCCAUAGAAGGUCAUACAGAUGAGGAGAACACAGAAAGUGGAGGAGAAGGCCAAUACAGAGAACGUGAUGAAUUUGUGGUAAAGAUAGAAGACAUAGAGACUUUUAAGGAGGCAUUAAAAACAGGAAAAGAACCCCCAGCUAUUUGGAAAGUACAAAAAGCUUUAUUACAGAAAUUUGUUCCUGAAAUUCGAGAUGGGCAAAGAGAAUUUGCAGCUACAAAUAGUUACCUUGGUUAUUUUGGAGAUGCAAAGAGUAAAUACAAAAGGAUAUAUGUGAAGUUCAUUGAAAAUGCAAACAAAAAGGAGUAUGUCAGAGUGUGUUCUAAAAAGCCAAGAAAUAAGCCUUCACAAACUAUCAGAACUGUUCAAGCUAAGCCAAGUAAUAGCAAUAAAACUUCUGAUACUCCAACAUCAAAAUCUACAACUACAAAAGCCCCUUCCGUGAAACCCAAAGUUAAACAACUAAAAGUAAAGGCUGAGCCACCACCAAAGAAACGGAAGAAGUGGAAAGAAGAAUUUUCAUCAUCCCAAUCUGACUCAUCUCCUGAAAUCCAUUCUAGUAGUAGUGAUGAGGAAUUUGAUCCUCCAGCUCCCUUUGUCACUCGCUUUUUGAACACAAGAGCAAUGAAGGAAACCUUUAAGAGCUACAUGGAAUUGCUUGUUAGCAUUGCCUUGGACCCUGACACAAUGCAAGCCUUAGAGAAGAGCAAUGAUGAGCUACUUUUACCUCAUAUGAAAAAAAUAGAUGGCAUGCUAAAUGACAACCGAAAGAGACUUCUUUUGAAUCUUCAUUUGGAUCAAUCAUUCAAGAAUGCUUUGGAAAGUUUUCCUGAACUAACAAUAAUUACUCGAGACUCUAAAGCAAAAAGCGGAGGACCUGCUAUUUCUAAAAUCAAAAUGAAUGGCAAAGCUUAUAAUAAGAAAACCCUAAGGACUUCUAAAACAACCACUAAAUCUGCACAAGAGUUUUCUGUUGAUCCAGAGAAAAUACAGUUGUAUGCUUUGUAUCAUUCACUGCAUCAUUAUAAAUAUCAUGUUUAUCUGAUAUGUAAGGAUGAGGUAAUUUCUUGUCAUUUAUUUAAAAGAGAAAUGUAUGUUUUUCUGAACUUAAAAGAGACUCCAGCUAUAGUAUUUUUGAAUGUUUUUAAAUAUAUUAUAAAAUAUGUGUGUAUAUAUUUUGCCCAUACAAUACCAUACAAUAUUUUGUAAAUAGUCUAGAUGAUUUAUUGUUCUGAGUCUCCAUGCUAUGUUUUGUGCUCAGAUUAAUCCGAGACUCACAACCGCUUGUAGGAGCUAUCAUUGGUAAUGUUUUUAAGCUCUUAGUGCUUGCUUUACAUUGCCAU
Molecule: messenger RNA, 5670 nt
Organism: Lemur catta (Ring-tailed lemur)
Lineage: Eukaryota; Metazoa; Chordata; Mammalia; Primates; Lemuridae
Gene: QSER1
Product: glutamine and serine rich 1
Source: RefSeq, a predicted model, not a curated record